Molecule: messenger RNA, 3114 nt
Organism: Helicoverpa armigera (cotton bollworm)
Lineage: Eukaryota; Metazoa; Arthropoda; Insecta; Lepidoptera; Noctuidae
Exons: 2
Coding region: 671-2581 (636 amino acids)
Source: RefSeq, a predicted model, not a curated record
CUCUGUUAUAUUCAUAAUUAGUUCGCGGUUAUUGCAAAUGCAUGCAUUUUUGAUUACUAUAAAAAUACUUGCAACCGCGUGGCGGCUUCAGUCUACCGGUGCCGUCACUUUGUCAAUAUCUUAUCCUGACGAGUUUAAGACAAUCCUUUGCUCUAAUCCUUGUAAAGUUCAAGUUCUUUCAUUAAAGUAGUGUUAGCAGUAUCAGUGGGUUUUUUUUAAAAAGACUGACACCAGCCGCGUCCUAACAACUGGUGUCAGAAGUGGGAUGCUGAGGAGAAUCUAUACAGAGAGCCCUUAGCAUCCAAAAGAACUCUAGCGGCUACGAGUCAGUUGUGAUCGACGGUCAGCCUCCGCCCUUAGCGUGAGCCCGCAUCACACCCUGCUGCAAGGACACUACAUUCACGGACAAGAAACUGUGGUCGACGAUAAGCCUCCGCUCUAUGCGUGAGCCCGCACCACGGCAAGGUCUUCCAAAUUUCAACAUCUUCACCGGUUGAGCUCAUCCAUCAUAGCAACGUGUCGACGAAAUCACGUUUUCCGAGUCUACACGCGCCACUUCAUCGAGUGUCGGGUUACUUCCGGCCGUGUCGUCGCUGCUGCAUCGCAUCGCAAUAUUCGUGACCUCAUUUAAGACAUUUUAACGGAAUAAUACUACGCGUGGACAAAAAUAAUGAAGGUGAUAGCCGCACUGCUACUUUUAUGUCAGCAUGGCUCUACUGAGUCGGAGAUUUUACCAGUCAUACACAGCCCUGGCUUGUACUUUGACCCAACAACCAACAUAUUCUUCUACAACGAUUUUUGGAAAAUAGUCACGCACGUCGACGUUAACUCUAUUGAGCCACAUCUUAACGAAAUUGACAAGCUUAUUGUGAAGUCAUCAUUACUAUGUAGUAAAAUAGAACCUGGAGAAUAUUCCAAUUGUAAAGAUAUUUUUAAUUCUAUCGAAGUUCUUUUAGAAACCAAUUAUGUAAAAGCACACUCGCUAUCUCAUAUAAUCUCUAAAGAUGCUGCAAACCGGUUUAAAAGAGCUUUAGAAUUUGGAGGAGAAAUAUUAAAGUUUUUCUUUGGAACAUUAGAUGCGGAAGAUGCGCGCAAUUAUGACGCUGCGAUUGACGCAUGCGAGAAAAAUGAUAACGAGAUAUUUCGUCUCAUGAAAGAUAAUAUCCACAUAGUUAAGUCAUCAAUCAAUUCAUUUAAUUCUACAAUUACCAAAUUGAAUCAAAAUGAGGUUAAAUUAAACUCUCAAAUAAACAAGCUUAAUCAGGUACUUUCCUUGGUAACUACAAAUAAUGAUAAGGUCUUACUAUUAACCAAACUUAAUAAUCUUGUGAAUAUUAUAGAAGGUUCCUUACUCACUAUAUCUAACUUCCUAGACACUAUUGUUAAUGCUAUUUUAUUUUCUAAAGCUAACAUCUUACAUCCCUCCAUAUUAUCGCCUAGUAAACUAUUCCACGAGCUAAGCCUAAGAAGUAGUUCUGUUAAUAAUAAACUGGAUUUUCCUGUACCGUUAACGCUUGAUAAUAUACACACUAUUAUAGAUGUAUCUAAACUAAUUUCUUACUAUUAUAACAACAGAAUAUUUUUCAUAUUACAAAUACCUCUCAUAUACCCUAUCAAAUACGAAGUUUAUAAAAUCAUUCCACUACCAACCCCACACGAUAAUACUAACCCUAAUACCUUCGCCUUAAUAACGCCUUCAAAAUCAUACAUCGCCUUAACAGAUGAUAGAUUACAUUACAGCUUAUUUAAUAAUUUGCAACAAUGCUCAAAUGUAAACAAUGAACAUAUGAUUUGUCCACUCGUAAGUGUUUAUUCUAGUAUUACAAAUCCGUGUUGUGAAACCAAACUCCUGACUGAAGUGAACCUGUCGUUGCCUAGUGAGUGCAAUUCUAAAUUUAUAUACGGAGACGUAGACAUGUGGCAAACGUUAAACAAUAACAAGUGGAUCUAUGUGCAAUCUAAGUUAAAUAAGUUAACAGUGCAGUGCGAUAAGAGUGAUAUGAAAGACUACCCGAUUAUCGGAACGGGUAUCCUAAAACUUACGGAUGAUUGUGUAGCAUUUUCUAAAACAAUUAGGCUAGAACCGUCUGUAUCAACAAACUUUGUAAUUACCGCUCAACUAAAAGUCGAUUUUGAUAUCACCCAAGAUGAUUGUUGUAAAAAGGAUAUUUUCAAUAAGUCAAUACCUCUGUUAUCUCCUUUAUCUUUAAGCAACAUUAAUCUCGAUUCAUUGAAAUAUUCCUACAGUCAAUUAGAUAAUUUGGAAAAUGAACUUAACAAAAUAAACGACGAAUCUCACUUUGUCAAGUAUAGCGGCUAUUAUUCAUCCCUUACUAUUGCUUGUAUUAUUCUUAUAUUCUUAUUUAUCUUGUAUAAAAUCUAUGUAAAAUGUUUAUCAAGAUCAAACAAUCGCCAAAAUUCCUGUUGUAUCCAAAUUUUUAAUCAAUGCAAUACCCAAAGGGUGCUGAAAAAUGAAACCAAAUGUCAUAACUCUAUUGAAUUGACAGAAAUUUCAGAAAGCAACGGUUCUACUCAAUCCAUACCAGAUAAUUUGUCCAAACGUAAUCUUAAUUAUUCUUAAUUGUAAAUCUUUAUUUUGACCUUCUAUUCUUAUGUAACUCUUAACCUUUUUGUCUUUGUUUUUAACUAUACUUAAUUUUAUCGUUUUUAAUAUAAAUGUGUUUUACUAUUGCCAAUUAUUGUUAUAACUUUGACAUAUUAUUUUUCUUUUAUAUUACACUCUUAGAAUUAGUUAGACAGAUAUCAUUCAUAGUCAUUAAGAUCCUUUUGUAAAAAGUUUUGUCUUAACCUCCCAUCAGAGUGACUUCGCAUAUCCUUAAGGAUAUUGCUUCGUUUUAAGGGGGGAAAUGUUAUAUUCAUAAUUAGUUCGCGGUUAUUGCAAAUGCAUGCAUUUUUGAUUACUAUAAAAAUACUUGCAACCGCGUGGCGGCUUCAGUCUACCGGUGCCGUCACUUUGUCAAUAUCUUAUCCUGACGAGUUUAAGACAAUCCUUUGCUCUAAUCCUUGUAAAGUUCAAGUUCUUUCAUUAAAGUAGUGUUAGCAGUAUCAGUGGGUUUUUUUUAAAAAGACUGACACCAGCCGCGUCCUAACAGC